AUGGCUGCGGCAAAACGAUCCACCACACUCGAUCAGAUCGAUGACCAAUAUCUAACGUGCAGUAUAUGCUUUGAGAGAUUCAACAACGCAAAGAUCCUGCCGUGCCAACAUUCCUUCUGUGAACUAUGUCUUUUGAAGUGGGUGAACAAGCACAGACAAGACAGAUGUCCGGUAUGUAGACACAAGUGUCAGCUGUCCACAAGUAGAAUACGAAAACUUCCGUCGAGUUUGUUGAUCAACGGCGUCAUUGGAAUUAUAGAAGCCCGGGAGAAACAACUCAGAGGGGGACCAUGUGAUGGUUGUCUUAACAACCCCUCAUCUAAUAGAUGCGUGGACUGCGCUAUGUUUCUAUGUAGAAACUGCAGCAUGGCGCAUAAAUAUAAGCCAGUGAGUCGCAAUCACCAUACCAUGACGACUGAUCAAUACCAGCAGGCCAGAUUAAAAGAUCCAUCAAUUGCACAGCUCGCUGUCAACUGUACAGCCCAUAAUGAUAAGGUUAUCGAGUUUUAUUGUGAAACGUGUCAGAUACCGACAUGCGGAUCCUGCAUCAGGCAGAUACACCGAGAGCAUGUGUUGGUCGAUAUAAACCAUGCUGCUGACGAGGUUCGAGUUUUAGCAACCGAGAAGAUUACAUCACUGAAAACCAAAGUCACACAAGCACGUGUGAGCAGAGAACGUACCAUGGAACACGUCGGGGAAUUGGAUAGGGAAUAUAACAAACAAGUAGAGCGUAUAAAACUACAUGCAAAGAAAACUAGAAUCAGCAUCUUCAAGAAGUUGAAACAGUUAGAGCAGAGUCACCUCGAACAUUUGAAAAGGUCUCGCGACCAGAUCAACGGGGAACUUGAUACGCACCUCCACACGCAUGAGCAGGUAGAGGAACUAGUCACGAGUACACUGACUUUCACAGAGAGUCUAUUGCAGCAUAGUAGUUCCGCAUUGUUAAUGAAGACCAGCAAAGAGACGACGAAUCAGUUAGAUACUAUGGCGGAAAUUGAUACAGUGUUUAAACUACACAGGAAAACCUUACCUACAUUUUGCCCUGCUGACGUGACCAUUAAAGGUACUCUUGGGUCAUUUUCACAUGUUGCCCAGUGUGAGUUAGAAACUAUGUCUGGUAGUGGCUCCACGGCAGGUAGCCACAAAGGGUUAGAAUCUGGAAAAAUAGAAAUAGAAAUUUCCCGCGCAAAACCUAUUUCUAGCCAGCAAGAAUUGCAAACUAGGCCCGGGAGAGAACGGGAUCUUCUAGAACAAACUUUGGAGUCCGAUUAUGCUGGUGAUAAUGACAUUAAAUCUGACCACAGUGAGUCUAUUACUUCUGCUCCUAGUUCGAACGAGGAAUCAUCAACCAGUCAGACACGCUUUGAUACAAUGAUUGAAACUCGUAGUGACGUCACUCUACAUUCUGAAUUGUGUCUUGAAAAAAGUUUAGGUACAUACGGUGAAGGAUCCGGCAACUUCAACUGGCCAUUGGGUGUGACAGUCACUGCACAUGGUGAUAUUGCGGUUGCAGACCAGCGUAACUAUCGAGUUCAAAUCAUAGACAGAAACGGUAAAGAAAAAAUGAGCAUCCAUAAUGAGGGUACUGUAACAUUCUUUGGAAUUAAGAAGAGUUACCCCAUAGAUGUAGCGAUAUCUAAAGAUGGCAGGUACUUAAUAACUGAUGGAAAUAAGGCUUACAGUGGAAAGACGUCUCUCAGAUUCCGUAAAACAGAAGGAUGUAAUUUCAAUCAGGUUCUUGUAUGCAACCAAAGCGGAAGAUUAAUUAGCUGCUUCGGAAAGAAUGAAUUACGAAAUCCUUGUGGCAUUGCCAUUAGCGAUAGUAGAAAACUUGCAUAUAUUGUGGAUGAAAGUGCAAAUUGUGUAUUAGUAUACGAGACAGACAGUUAUACGUACGUCAAGUCAUUUGGUAAGGGUCAUCUUCACGGGCCAACGUUUAUCGCCGUUAAUAAUAAAGACGAUAUCAUUGUCAGUGAUACACAUCAUCACUGCGUUAAGGUGUUCAACUGUGAGGGCGAGCUGAGUUUCAGUUUCGGUUCACGUGGCAGUGAAGAUGGUAAAUUUUUAUAUCCGUUCGGGGUUGCCACUGAUAACCAUGGCAACAUAUACGUGUGUGAUUAUGGUAAUAGCAGAAUCGUAAUUUUCGAUUUUAGAGGUGAACUUAUUACUUCAAUCAAAGAAGUGCCUUGGCCGACCGGCAUUGCUGUUACUGGUGACGUACCGUGUAAGAUUGUCGUCACCACAGAGUGUGUGCAAAUAUAUGCAUAA
Molecule: messenger RNA, 2268 nt
Organism: Saccoglossus kowalevskii
Lineage: Eukaryota; Metazoa; Hemichordata; Enteropneusta; Harrimaniidae
Molecular function (GO): zinc ion binding; protein binding
Source: RefSeq, a predicted model, not a curated record